Salmo salar (Atlantic salmon) is the source of this 1790-nucleotide messenger RNA. Its product is annotated as C type lectin receptor A. Lineage: Eukaryota; Metazoa; Chordata; Actinopteri; Salmoniformes; Salmonidae. The record is from RefSeq and is marked provisional.
ACACACUCUCCUGACUUAUCCCCCUGUCACACAGUCCUUCUUGCCAGAGAGAGAGAGAGAGAGAGAGAAAGAGCAGGUUUGAUGCAACACUAAAAGAACCACCGGUGAAUUUCUGGAGGAGCAACAAUAAAUACUGCUAAAAGGAUACUGGGCAAACAAUUUGUGGAACGGAAUUGCAACUUUAACUUUAUUUACAGUUAGUUACGAAGUUGGGAGAUUCUGCAAUAGUUGGUAUUAGUAAGUUAACUAGUGAUUGUAGUGAGAAGAGCUGGUGAAGAACCGAAUCUUCAAUCAUGGAGAAGGUAGAGAACUAUACCAGCCUACACGAGUUUACUGAGGAUAUCUCCAGCAGAGGAAACAAGCCUAUCCUAAACAACCAAAAUACCCAGGGGCUGAAGAGGGGGUCAGAGUGUCUCAGAGGUCAGACUGCCCUCUUUGUGCUGAUUGGUCUAUUGGCAUCCAUCUGUGCCAACAUCGCUCUGAGCGUGCUCUUAUUUAGCAGGCCGUUACCUAGUGUUCCCCUGGAGGCAGCAGCUCUGACCCUGAAGCUGAACUCAGUUCGAGGACGUUAUGUCCGUCUCUGUGAUGACUACUCCAAACUGGGCCAGAGUUGCUCAAAGACAGUAAGGAAGUGUAGGGAGUGUCCUGAGGACUGGAUUCAUGUAGAUGAGAAAUGUUACUCCUUCAGUAAUGACAAGAUGGACUGGCCGAGCAGCAGAGACAGUUGUACUUCCCUGGGCAGCCACCUAACCAUCCUGCACAGCAAGGAACAGCAUGACGCUCUGGAAAAAGAGGCCCGGAGGAUUGGCGGGUUUGACUACCACUUCUGGAUUGGCCUAUCAGAUAUAGAGAAGGAAGGGGAUUGGAGAUGGGUGGACAACACAACACUGACAAACAAGUAUUGGAAUGAGCAUAGCUCUGAGCCUGACAAUCAUCAGUCAGGAGGAUCACAUGGGGAAGACUGUGCCACCUUGGACAGCCAUUCGCUGACCUGGUUUGACGUGCCGUGUGACAACAUCUACAAACGCAUUUGUCAGAUGGAUGCCAUCCGGCUAGACUGAAUCACAGGACUAAAACCAAGCCAUGAACUUCCCAGUCAUCUAGAUCUGCCAUCCAUGUAUUCAUAAAUGAUGGCAAUGUUGUCUUAAAUAGUUGAUCCUUUUUAUGUUUUUCAAGCGAUUUGAGAUGUUUUAGUGCAAUGAAAAGCGCUUUAAAAGUGAAAUUACAGUUCUUACUGGAAACAUCAGAACUGGAAACUGAACUAGGAUAUGGAUCAGCAUUUUUCAGAAACCAUAAAACAAAAUGGGACAGGAGAGGUUAAGGGAAGGACUAAGAUAUCGAAUGACAAGAGGAGAUAAAGAUAGUUUUAUGGUAUAGCUAGUUUCAUGAAAUGUUCAUUCCGUACUGAAAAUAACAGAUGCAAACAUCUAGCAAAUCUGGCACCUUCUGCAAGGAGAAUUUAAAUUCAUGCACUCAAUUUAGUAAAUCAGCUACUGCAAUCAAAGAGGUAGAUGCUCUAAUCAACUCUGCUGCUUGCCAAACUGAUUGCUGUGAUACUAUUGAGCAAUCUGUAUGCCUUUUUUUUAUGUGUGUGAUCUGUACAGAAAUCUCCGAAAUAUACUGUAUUGCUGCACUAACCAUAAAAGUGUAUUCCUGAGAGUUAAUGUGUCAAUAAAAACUGUAUUUCCAAAUGAAUUACUCUUCCUCUGAUGUUUCUUUCUGGUUUGUGUCUGGGUUUUUUCCAAUGCAUGUUACAUUUUACUGGAAUAAAAAAAAAAUGUUUGAAUUGA